AUGAAAAUCCUCACAUAUCUGUGCUCGCGAGGGGCGAAAGUCGACGCGCCCAACUCCCUUGGCGACACGCCCCUCCACUUUGCAGUGAUUCGGGGUUUCCCGGAAGCUAUUCGACGACUGGUGGAACUGGGCGCACCACGAGAUUGUCGGAAUGCCCUAGGGCAGACACCGCUGCAUGCUGCCCUGGCGGGAGAUCCCGCGAUAAUACGAUUGCUGGUGGCGUUGGGAGUGGACAUCAACGCAGCCGAUUUUGACGGGAUGACGCCGCUCCACGAGGCGAUGUUUGAGGAUUCGGAGGCUGCAGCGCUAGAACUGAUACGACUGGGGGCGGACGUGCAUAUUUGCAACGUAGAUGGGGUGAGUCCAUGGGAUAUUGCGGUCUACGAGGAUUUGGAGAUGAUAAUAGCGAUGUGCAAAAGCAUGGAGUGA
Molecule: messenger RNA, 429 nt
Organism: Aspergillus steynii IBT 23096
Lineage: Eukaryota; Fungi; Ascomycota; Eurotiomycetes; Eurotiales; Aspergillaceae
Product: ankyrin repeat domain-containing protein
Exons: 1
Coding region: 1-429 (142 amino acids)
Molecular function (GO): protein binding
Source: RefSeq, a predicted model, not a curated record